This is a messenger RNA of Salvelinus fontinalis (brook trout), 2054 nucleotides long. Its product is annotated as zinc finger protein 664-like. Lineage: Eukaryota; Metazoa; Chordata; Actinopteri; Salmoniformes; Salmonidae. The transcript is spliced from 2 exons. The record is from RefSeq and is a predicted model, not a curated record. The coding region runs from base 260 to 1603 and encodes 447 amino acids.
GACGUAUAAUCUAGUGGACGGUUCUUCAUAAACAGCUCGUCAACCACCUCGGUAGCUUGCUAGCCAACAUAGCCGAAAGAUUCAAGCUAUUUAGACGCUUUCGGUGUAUAUUAGCUACUGUGUUGUAGACACACUUAUGUCGUAUCUACUUGUUAAUCUAUUUAAUAUUACGUUAUUUUGUAUUAGUCAGCUAUAGUAGCUGACUGGUUAAGUUAGCACUAGCCUAGUCGCUAAUGAUAGCUAGCUAACAUCCCCGAACAUGAGGUCAGUAAGCUUCUCCCCUCUUGUUCAAGAAGAGGCGGUCUGCUGGACGGAGAAAGAAUCUCUGGGGCAGAACAUUGUCGUGAAAGAGGAGAAGGAAGAAGAGGAUGUCACAGUAAAACAAGAAGUAGAGGGUGAGGCUGUUACAGUGAAAGAAGAAGAGAAAGACGUUACAGUGAAAGAAGAGAAAGACGCGUUCAGAGUGAAAGAGGAGGAAGCAGUUUUUGGAGUGAAGAAGGAAGGGGAGAUUACUGUCACAUUGGAAGAUGAAGAGGAGAUAGGAGAUCUGAUUAACACCAGAGAGAGACGGGACUACCGUGGGUCCUCUGGGGAGCCUCAACAACCUCAUGAUGCUGACGAGGCAGAGAAGAGUCUCUCCAGAUCAGAACACUUCAAUAAACACCAGCAGAGAUCCACAGGGAAGAGAACUCACUGCUGCUCUGACUGUGGGAAGAGAUUCACCUCAUCAGAAAUUACAAUUCAUCAAAGGAUCCACACAGGAGAGAAAUCUAAUAGCUGUGAUCAAUGUGGGAAGAGUUUUGGUCAAUCUUGCCAUCUGACUCAACACCAGAGAACACACACAGGAGAGAAACCUUAUAGCUGUGGUCAAUGUGGGAAGAGUUUUGGUCAAUCUUGCCAUCUGACUCAACACCAGAGAACACACACAGGAGAGAAACCUUAUAGUUGUGAUCAAUGUGGGAAGAGUUUUACUAAAUCCGGCUAUCUGACAGUGCACCAGAGAACACACACAGGAGAGAAACCUUAUAGUUGUAAUCAUUGUGGGAAGAGUUUUAAUACAUCUGGCACUCUGAAUGUACACCAGAGAACACACACAGGAGAGAAAUCUUAUAGCUGUGAUCAAUGUGGGAAGAGUUUUACUACAUCUGGCUCUCUGACAGUGCACCAGAGAACACACACAGGAGAGAAACCUUAUAGCUGUAAUCAAUGUGGGAAGAGUUUUACUACAUCUAGCCAUCUGACUCCACACCAGAGAACACACACAGGAGAGAAACCUUUUAGCUGUGAUCAAUGUGGGAUGAGUUUUUCUACAUCAAGCUCUCUGACUAUACACCAGAGAACACACACAGGAGAGAAAUCUUAUAGUUGUAAUCAUUGUGAAAAGAGUUUUCCUACAUCUAGCCAGCUGACUUCACACCAGAGAACACACACAGGAGAGAAACCGUAUAGCUGUGAUCAAUGUGGGAUGAGUUUUACUACAUCAAGUCAUCUGAUUCGACACCAGAGAACACAUACAGGAGAGAAACCUCAUAGCUGUAAUCAAUGUGACAAGAGAUACUCUAAUAAAAGGUGUCUGAUCAAACAUCAGAAAAUACAUACAUGAAGAAGUUGUUUCAUGAUAUCAAUGAAAUGAUGUCACAAUGUAGAAUGUUUUAACAUUGUAGUAUGACUAUUUUAAUGAUGUCACAAUAUAGAAUGUUUUAACAUUGUAGAAGGAGUAUUUUAAUGAUGUUCUACCUUAUCCUUAUCGUUUACCCUGUUUAAUUGAUCGCAGCAUGAUAUGGAUAUUAGCCUCAGGGGAAAAUCCAGGCUCUGAGUUGAAAGAGUAUUAUUUAACAAAAAGUGACAAACUAAAAAACAGCUGUGUUACAUUUACUGCGUUGGUGACCCACUUUAAUCAAAAUGCAGCACUUCAAAAUGUAGCUAGCUGUUUUCUACAAGUUGAAAAGCUGCUUGUUUAAAAAAAUACAUGUAAUAUGAUAAUUGUUGCAGAUGUUUGUGUAUACACACACAUGAAUAAUAAUAAAUUGGUCUAUAAUCAAUUUCAUUAACAA